Messenger RNA from Triticum urartu, 1453 nucleotides. The record is from RefSeq and is a predicted model, not a curated record. NCBI's taxonomy places the organism in Eukaryota, Viridiplantae, Streptophyta, Magnoliopsida, Poales, Poaceae.
UAAGCAUGCCCCGAGUCCUCCCAAAGCUCACCCAUCUCUCCCUCGCCUCAUUUGGUAACCAGGAUCGCCCCAUCUAGCCAGAGUUCGCCUCUGUCCUCCAUGGCCGCCUCGGCCUCGGCAUGAUUCCGGCCAACCCGAGCCUCCUCUCGCCUCCCCUCCAUGUCCACCGACUCCCCCUCGUCCCUCUGAGCCGCCCCACUACCUCGCCCCUCGCCGGAGUGCACCGUGGCCGUGGCCUCCAUGUUCGGCCGCCGCCCACUCCUCUCGGCUCCACCUCAACCGAGCCAUCCGAGCUCUCCCUCUCCCUCCCGACCAUGCCAACGGCCUCACCGGAGUCCUGCGCACCGUCCCCCACCCUUCAUUCGUCGCCGGAGGACCGGAGCCCCUCGCCCCCAAGCUCAGCCGCCGCCGGCCGCUCCUCUCGGGUGCCCUUCACCGCGGCCGCCCUAGCCUCCCCAGCGUCGUCCUUCACCGGGAACGGGUGCGGCUCGGCUCUGCCGUCCCGCCGGUGCCCUCAGCCGGGCGGGAGACGACCGGAGCAGCCCGCCCCUUCGCCGGCAGCUGGCCCCUCCCCUGCCUCCUCUGUCCCACACGGGGGAGCAGCAAGGAGGAAGAAGACACGAGGCUGGCCCCUUCCCCUGCUCCCUGGGCCCCACGCGCCAAUGUCUCACCCCCUCCAUCCCACGUGGCAAGUGGAAGCGUAUUUCCUAGAGGACCCGUUGGUGAUAAUUUUUUCACAGAUUAGUCCCUGAUCUUCAACUCCUCACAACUUUUCAACCGUAACUCCAAUUGAGGUGAAACCAGUGCUCACUUCUUCGUCUCGUUGAGCUAUAUCUUUUGGUAACAUUUUCACUAGGUGGUCUCACAGAGAAAAUGAUCAUUUUGCCCUUGCCUCUAAUCAGCCCCCUCCGAGAGAAAACCGUCCGACAUUUCGUUCCGCGGCUUCACCUCACUUCUUCCUGGAGUCUCCGUCACCCAAGGCAAGCCACAAUACCCACUUGCAUGAUAGUCAUGCAGUAGCCAUGGUUUUCAACUUGAAUAUUUAUUAAAUGCUUGCUUGAUUAGAAUAUGGUUAUCGUUGUUCGGUAAUGAUUCUUGGUUAGUGCUUAUUUUUCUUGCUAUGUUAUUAUGCACCUGGUUGUCAUGCCCUGCUAGUUGCUAGUAUUCCUUUCAUAUUCUUAUGCUUGCUAGUGGUACAUGUUGAUGUUGGUAAUGGUCUUCGGUGCAUGACUGCCGUCUGUCCCGAGUACAAUUGUUAUGCAUGUUCCAUUGCAUCCAGUUGGUUAAAUGCUUGCAUGAUGGCAUUGUUGAUAUGUUCUUGCAUGAUAUUUAUUGUUGAUGCUAGUGGUCAUGCUAUGCUAUGAGUAAUGUGGUACUGGUAAUAUCCAUGCUCUUCAUUAUGCCAUGCUCAGUUGGAGAUGAUUCAUUAUUAAUAUGGUGGAUAGUUAUGUUG